UGAGACCUGAUCAUGUGGAUUUUAAUGUGACAGGAAGUUGCCAUGAUGCUGUGAAGUGGUGACCUCGCUGUUCUCUCUGUGAGGAGGGGAGGAGAUGGCAGCUGAACUUUUCUCCACCAGCCUCCCCCACAGUAACGAGGUGGAGGUGGUGGAGGCCAAGAAGAGUUUCAUCGUGCUGAGCGACCCGGAGUCGACUUCCCAAAACAUCUGUGAGCGAGACGCUGAUCAGACUAAUGGCAGCAUCAAUGGUGGCGAGGAGAGAAACAGCUGGCAGGCAGCACACCCCACCCUCAGAGAGAGGAACGCUCUGAUGUUUAACAACGAGCAGAUGGCCGACGUUCACUUCAUCGUUGGUCCUCCAGGAGAAACUCAGACGGUUCCUGCUCAUAAGUACGUCCUGGCAGUGGGCAGUUCGGUGUUUGGAGCCAUGUUUUAUGGAGAUCUGGCCGAGGGACAAUCUGAGAUCCACAUCCCUGACGUGGAGCCGACGGCUUUCCUCAUCCUGUUAAAGUACAUGUACAGCGAUGGGAUUGAGCUGGAGGCCGAUACUGUGCUCGCUACCCUCUAUGCUGCAAAGAAGUACAUUGUUCCUGCUCUGGCGAAGGCGUGCGUGACCUUCCUGGAGACGAGUCUGGAGGCAAAGAACGCCUGCAUCCUGCUGUCUCAGAGCUGUCUGUUUGAGGAGCCGGAGCUGAGGCAGCGUUGCUGGGAAGUGAUCGAUGCUCAAGCUGAGCUUGCUCUGUGUUCUGAAGGUUUCUGUGAGAUCGACAUGCCUACGCUGGAGGUUAUCCUGCAGAGAGACACGCUCAAUGUCCGUGAGGUGGUGGUCUUCCAGGCAGUGCUGAACUGGUCAGUGGCUGAGUGUCAGCGGCAGAGCCUGGCGGUGAACCCGAGGAACCAGCGGGUGGUGCUAGGUAAGGCUCUGUACCUGGUCCGGUUCGCCUCCAUGACGCUGCAGGAGUUUGCAGAUGUUGCAGCGCAGUCGGACAUUUUAACACUGAAAGAGACCCGCGACAUCUUCCUGUGGUUCACAGCCUCCAACAAACCUAGACUGGAGUUCCCUCUGGUGAAGCGGGCCGGCCUGACGCCACAGAGGUGCCAUCGUUUUCAGUCCUCAGCCUACCGCAGUAACCAGUGGCGCUACAGGGGGCGCUGUGACAGCAUCCAGUUUGCGGUGGACAAGAGAAUCUUCAUUGCUGGACUGGGCCUGUAUGGGUCGAGCAGCGGGAAGGCAGAGUACAGCGUGAAGAUUGAACUGAAGAGGCAGGGAACCAUUUUGGCCCAGAACCUCACCAAAUUCCUGUCAGACGGUUCGAGCAGUACGUUUCCUGUGUGGUUCGAACAUCCAGUCCAGGUGGAACCGGACACGUUCUACACAGUCAGUGCCGUCCUGGACGGAAAUGAGCUCAGUUACUUUGGACAGGAGGGGAUGACUGAGGUGCAGUGUGGGACAGUGACUUUCCAGUUCCAGUGUUCAUCAGAUAGUACCAAUGGGACUGGAGUGCAGGGGGGUCAGAUCCCUGAGAUGGUCUUUUUCUGCUGAAACAUCC
Paralichthys olivaceus (Japanese flounder) is the source of this 1550-nucleotide messenger RNA. NCBI's taxonomy places the organism in Eukaryota, Metazoa, Chordata, Actinopteri, Pleuronectiformes, Paralichthyidae. The record is from RefSeq and is a predicted model, not a curated record.